CACCCUUCCACUUGUUUAGUCUCUUACUGUUACAACGUCUUUAUAAUGGUUGUAACUCGCAGUCAGACCAAACACCUACGUGAACCAGAUCCCGCUUCAACCAUCGAAGACAAUGGGCAGCGAGCAGCCGUUCCAAAAAAGCGGGCCCCGAAGGAUCGAACUUGCGUGCGUAAUUCUCGAAAGAGAGUAAAGAAGGCUGAUUAUAUCUAUGAAAAAGACCAUCCGGGCCGUCUUCCGGCCGAAGUGUGGCACAUCAUUCUUGGGCACUUUAAGCCAUCCGAAAUCUUGCGGAUGGCUUCCACAUGUCGCGCGAUGUAUCUCGUCAUUCGCAACAUGCCCUUGUGGCAGAACAUUGCCGCCACCGCCAAACUCGGCACCCCAAAGACAAAGUAUAAGAAUCACUAUGAGUUGGUGGUGGCCAACCAGUUUCAAAUUUGCGAUGAAUGUCACUGCAAGGGCCGCCCUCGUGGCACAGGGGGUUCGGUAGCGGUCUUAACGAUCGCAUCAUCGGAAGGUCCACUGCGUUUGUGUCUGCGGUGUCGGCGUCACUAUUACUCUUACCAUCCUGAAUUAAUUGCUCAAGAGAUCAGACAACUGAAGGACACAUAUGAAAUCAAGAGCGACCGAACUGAGCCCCAUGACUCUGAUCCCACAACAGCUGGUUCGUCUGGAUCGUCUGGAUCGUCUGGAUCAGCCAAUGAUAAUGAACAGGCAAACCAAACCGUGGCCUCGACAAAUGACUCUACCACGACUGUCGGAUCCGUCAAUACCAGCGGACUAGGAAACACAAUCUCGCCUUCCACGACAGAUUUACCAACAGCGGCUGGAUCAACGAACGAUAAGGCACACGUCGAACAAGCCAUGUCUUCCACCACCGAUACUUUGGCGACCACUUCAUCAGCUAGUGGCAAUGCACAAGUAAACCCAGCCAUAUCUUCUACGAACUGUUCUCCAUCAAUGGCUGCAUCGGCUAAUGACAAUAACACUACUUCUGCCUAUGUCGCUUCUUCUUCUACCGCCGCCGUCGCCUCUACGUCUGCCUCUCCCCCUUCUUCUACCUCCGCCGUCACCUCUACGUCUGCCUCUGCUCCUUCUUCUACCUCCGCUGUCGUCUCUACGUCUGCCUCUGCCGCUUCUUCUUCCACCUCUGCCGACGUCUCUGCCUCUGCUUCUACCACUGCCACUAACUCCAGCGUCGUCAAAUCUCUUCAUCUGUCUAUUGUUGAUCAUCUUCGCUACGACAGCAAACGUAUCACCAAGUCCACUGCCACAUCUGUUUACCGUUUGCGCGAGAUAGACUUGAGAGGUCUCCAUUUCGAUGCCGUCCGAAAUCCUCACUAUCGCGGAGCUGCGCCCAUGUGUCUGUAUGAAGCUUACGAUGUCAUCAUACGUGCUCUGGAAAUUCAUGGAGGCUUAGUGGGUCUCAGUGCGGCUGCGGAAAGUUCAUCUCGCCGAAGUGAAAAGAUUCGGGAGACCAGAAAGAAACGCGGAACCAAAAACCGUAAAAGUUACUUCUAUCGUGAUUAUGAUGACGACAGCGACUUUGAUGAUUACUAUCAUCGCUAUGACUAUUAUCAUCGCUAUUGGUAACUUUUGCAGUCCAGAGAAAUGGAGUAUCUCGAGUAUGAAGCUGAACAUUAUGGACUUUGAUUGAUAAUAUUGCAUUCGCUCUUUUUAACUUUUUUCUUGCCAUAGUCCCUUUUCUUUUGCUUUUCUCUUGCGUCAUUUGCAGUUACCCAGCCAUAAAUCUAUGUAUAUCAAGCACAUCCGAAAUAAACCUUUCUCAUGCAUGGCUUAUAUUCUAUA
Molecule: messenger RNA, 1806 nt
Organism: Radiomyces spectabilis
Lineage: Eukaryota; Fungi; Mucoromycota; Mucoromycetes; Mucorales; Radiomycetaceae
Exons: 1
Coding region: 46-1590 (514 amino acids)
Molecular function (GO): protein binding
Source: RefSeq, a predicted model, not a curated record